GAGUCCACGCAACGUUCGCCGAAUUGCCAACGAAUCGAACAAACAUUCGAUGUUCUUUUUUUUGUAUGAAUGUGAAGUAACAUUCGAUGUUAUUGUCGUCGUCGCUAUUUGAGAACCUGCAUCUCGUGAUUCUCCGAAGCUUCUUUGAGCUUUCCGUGGAUUCGGGAAAGUAGAGUAAGGUGGAGAUUUGGAGAAGGCGAUGAUAACGAGAUCGAAUCUAGCUGAACAGCUGAGGGAAUAUCAGAUUAGAUCAAAGCAUGAUUGGGCCUCCGUUUCUUUCUUCUCUUCCACUUCCAACUUCUCUUCCUCCAGGGUCGAUGUCGUAGUCUUUGUCAUAUGGGAACUAGUGAUCUUAGCGUUCCUGGUGUUCUCAGCUGUGUCCUUGUAUUUCAGGCGGUUGCAACUCACUUUCAUCCUGAUUUGUGUCGCCUUACUAUUGUUCGUCUGUAUGAAAAUCACAAAGCAAGUGAGACAAGCCAGGAAGAAGAAGCGAAGGAUGCUUCUUCCUCUCUCUAUGUAAAGAUCAAAACCACUGAGCAGUUGCAAACCUUUUACCUUCUCAGGCAACCAAACCUAACUGAGCAUUGACCCAAUAUGCAUUGAUAAAGAUGACAGCGAAGCUCAGACUGACCCUGGGACACAUUGCUUUUGUCCUUUGAAGAAUCGACUUGACUUGAGAUAUGAAACCAGGGAAUGCAAUUUCAGGGCUUAGGUUAGACAAAUCAGAACAAUAGUGGUUGUAAAGGUUGUUUUCUUGUAUAAAGUACUAUGGAAGGUUGCAUUAUUUUUGGUAGGCACGAUCACGAAAGAUUUUUGUUUUACGCGAGCGUUUUGUGAUUAAAGAUAUCUAGUUUUCCAUACAUCUAUGUUACACUUAAGAUGGUGAAACUA
Molecule: messenger RNA, 891 nt
Organism: Capsella rubella
Lineage: Eukaryota; Viridiplantae; Streptophyta; Magnoliopsida; Brassicales; Brassicaceae
Exons: 3
Coding region: 200-520 (106 amino acids)
Source: RefSeq, a predicted model, not a curated record